This is a messenger RNA of Tympanuchus pallidicinctus (lesser prairie-chicken), 2602 nucleotides long. It is a transcript of the gene PLAA, whose product is annotated as phospholipase A2 activating protein. Gene Ontology annotation, cellular component: nucleus; cytoplasm. NCBI's taxonomy places the organism in Eukaryota, Metazoa, Chordata, Aves, Galliformes, Phasianidae. Gene Ontology annotation, molecular function: ubiquitin binding. The transcript has 14 exons. Gene Ontology annotation, biological process: ubiquitin recycling; proteasome-mediated ubiquitin-dependent protein catabolic process. The coding region runs from base 73 to 2451 and encodes 792 amino acids. The record is from RefSeq and is a predicted model, not a curated record.
AAGGCAACUUCCGGCAGUAGAGGCGGCGGCGGUUGGGACGGGUGCCGUGUCAGAACGGUCCCACCUUUCGUUAUGGCGGGCGACGGCGGCGCCUACCGGCUUCGCUGCUCCCUGCUGGGCCACGAACAAGACGUGCGGGGCAUAACGCGAGGUUUCUUCCCCGAGGGCGGCUUCGUGUCCGUAUCUCGGGACCGGACUGCCCGGCUCUGGACGCCCGACGGUCUUAACAGGGGAUUUACUGAAAUGCACUGUAUGCGUGGCCACUCAAAUUUUGUAUCUUGUGUGUGCAUCAUACCUCCAAGUGACCUCUAUCCUCGUGGGCUGAUUGCAACUGGUGGCAAUGAUCAUAAUAUUUGCAUUUUCACAGUAGACAACACAGCUCCUCUUUACGUCCUUAAGAGUCAUAAGAAUACAGUUUGCAGCCUUUCUUCUGGGAAAUUUGGCACACUAUUAAGUGGAUCAUGGGAUACAACUGCCAAAGUCUGGUUGAAUGACAGAUGUAUGAUGACAUUACAGGGUCACACAGCUGCAAUAUGGGCAGUAAAAAUACUGCCUGAACAGGGAUUAAUGUUGACGGGUUCAGCUGACAAAACUAUUAAACUGUGGAAGGCAGGCAGAUGUGAAAGAACUUUUACUGGACAUGAAGAUUGUGUAAGAGGUUUAGCUAUUCUCAGUGAAAUGGAAUUCCUUUCGUGCUCUAAUGAUGCUAGUGUUCGAAGAUGGCAUAUCUCUGGCGAGUGUCUGCACGUAUAUUAUGGACAUACAAACUAUAUAUACAGCGUAUCUGCCUUCCCUCACUGUGAAGAUUUUGUAACUACUGGAGAAGAUAGAUCUCUUAGAAUCUGGAAGCAAGGGGAAUGCAUUCAAACAAUCAGACUCCCAGCUCAGUCUGUGUGGUGCUGCUGUGUGUUAGACAAUGAUGACAUUGUAGUUGGUGCAAGUGAUGGAAUCAUAAGGGUAUUUACGAAGUCUUUGGAAAGAACAGCAAGUGCUGAAGAGAUACAGGCCUUCGAGAAUGAGCUUUCCCAAACAUCCAUUGACCCUAAAACUGGUGAUUUAGGAGAUAUUAAUGCUGAUGAUCUUCCUGGAAGAGAACACCUUAAGGAUCCUGGAACAAGAGAUGGACAGACACGGCUGAUUAAAGAUAAUGGGAAAGUUGAAGCAUAUCAGUGGAGUGUUAGUGAAGGAAGAUGGAUAAAGAUUGGUGAUGUUGUUGGCUCUUCAGGAGGCACACAACAAACAUCUGGAAAGGUUUUAUUUGAAGGAAAAGAAUAUGACUAUGUUUUCACUGUUGAUGUAAAUGAAAGUGGUCCUUCCUACAAACUGCCAUAUAACAUUUCUGAUGAUCCUUGGCUGGCUGCAUAUAACUUCCUGCAAAAGAAUGAUCUAAAUCCAAUGUUUCUGGAUCAGGUGGCCAAAUUUAUUAUAGACAACACUAAGGGGCAAGCACCGUUGAAUACAAAUACUGAAUUUUCAGACCCGUUUACAGGUGCUGGGCGUUAUGUUCCAGGCUCUACAUCUCUGUCAAAUGCAGCCCCUGCAGCAGAUCCAUUUACAGGUGCUGGUCGCUAUGUUCCUGGUUCAGCAUCAAAUGCUGCAGAGGGUGGGCAUGAUCCAUACACAGGAAUGGGUGCCUACCAAUCAGCUGAAGCUGAAAACAUUUAUUUUCCUAAGAAGGAUGCUGUCACCUUCGACCAGGCCAAUCCUACACAGAUUUUGGGUAAACUAAAGGAACUUAAUAGCAAUGCUGCUGAAGAACAAAAACUUACAGAAGAUGACUUGAUAAUCCUAGAAAAGUUACUGUCUGCAACAUGCAAUACCUCUGCAGAAAUGCCUACAGCACAACAAAUGCAAACUUUAUGGAAAGCGAUUAACUGGCCGGAAGAUAUUGUCUUCCCAGCCCUUGACAUUCUUAGAUUGUCUGUCAGGCAUCCCAUUGUGAAUGAGAACUUCUGUGGUGAAGAGGCUCACGUGCAAUUUAUCCAUCUCCUUCUCAAAUUUUUGAACCCUCAAGGAAAGCCAGCAAACCAGCUGUUGGCACUUAGAGCUCUUUGCAAUUGCUUUGUCAGCCAAGCAGGCCAGAAGCUCCUGAUGGAACAGAGGGAUGAAAUAAUGACACAAGCAGUAGAAGUGAAAUCAGGCAAUAAUAAGAAUGUCCACAUUGCACUUGCAACACUGACAUUGAACUAUGCUGUAUGUUUACAUAAAGUGAACAACAUUGAGGGCAAAGCUCAAUGUUUAUCAGUUAUCAGCACAGUUAUGGAAGUUGUUAAAGAUCUUGAAGCUGUUUUUAGACUCCUUGUGGCUCUGGGAACACUAAUCAGUGAUGAUAAAAAUGCUGUGCAAUUAGCUAAGUCUCUUGGAGUUGACUCUCAAAUAAAGAAGUAUGUGUCUGUGUCAGAACCAGCUAAAGUAAAGGAAUGCUGUAGGUUUGUUCUUAAUCUGUUGUAAUUGUUUUACUUAGCACUUGAGCAACACACCGUAUACAGAAGAACGUAUGCUUUUGUUCAUAUUUUGUGACAGAAUAUAAUGGAGAAAAUACUGUGGAUGACUUAAACUUGAUUUAUUGUGAAGUACGGAGCAAAUAAAACUUUUCACUCUC